GUAGUGCACACGUCUCACUAUCAAGUGGAUCCAUCAGAGAAAAACAAGUCCGUGGAAGUCUUCUUGUGCCACCGACUCUAACGUGGAAGUUGAUCCCACUAAAAUAACUCACCGGGCGGACGCGGGCCAGCCAGCCGCCAUGGCGCGCGAUGCAGCCGGCGGCGGACACCUCCACGAAUCGGUCCUCCUCCUCCUCCCCUUCGCGGUUCUGCUCCAGCGGACGGGAGCCGCUGAAUCCGCCUUGGCACUGAGUUAAAAGCAAAAAAAAAGAAGAAAAAAAAGGCAAAGAAAAAAAGAAAGUAAGGAUUAUAAAGGCAAAUAUGCUGCGGCGAGGGUCGAUCGGAAGCUGCGGGCACCAGCGGCACCAGACGGACCUUCAUUCCGCAUGAUCCUGCCCGGGGGAAGGAGACCGAGAGGCGGGCGAAAAGUUGGACGCAGUCGCGGCUUGGAGGACGGAUAAGGACUCGGCAAAGGUCUCUGGUUCCAAAUGCCACCCUCCUUGGACUCUGCCCCAGUGGGGGAACGGCAGCGGUGUGUGACGGACAGGCGAGCAGAGCCUGCGGCGGCUUCAGACCGGCCCCGGAGCAACCAGUGAAGAAGCCCUGCCUUGGUCUGACGUCCCGUCACGGAUGGAGUUGCUCAAAGGACUGGCCAGUGAGACCACUGAUCUUCAUUCGAGGACUACAGGAUUACAUCCGCAUUUUCCCCGUCGUUUCAAAGUAACCGACAUUACCGAACGCUCCCUGGUGGACUUUUUUUUUUAAGUUUGGUAUUUGGUGGUUUUAGCCAUCAUUGCCAAUUUGAUUCACUCGGUCACAGUUCUUUUUUUUAUUGUUGGGUUUCCCGGUUUCCGCUUUUUUUUUGUUCCACUAUGGAGUUUCUGGCCGGACCCUGGAAUAAGGAUUGGACUUCAUUCUUGCAGUUUUGGUUGACUGUGAUCUUAAGCCUUCAAACGCAAUUCAGCCCAGUUGCCUCGUGUCCGGACGAGUGUCGUUGUGACAAGUUAUUUGUGUACUGCAAUGAACGCAGCCUGACAUCAGUGCCUCUGGGGGUACAGGAGGGCUACACUGUGCUCUACCUGCACAACAACCAGAUCAACAAUGCUGGCUUCCCCCUCGAACUUCACAAUCUGGCUUCCGUGGAGACUGUGUAUCUCUAUGGCAACCAGCUGGAUGAGUUUCCUAUCAAUCUGCCCAAAAACACCAGAGUACUGCAUCUCCAGGAGAACAAUAUUCAAACAAUCUCCAGGGCAGCGCUAGCACAGCUGACUCGUUUAGAGGAGUUGCACCUUGAUGAUAACUCCAUCUCCACAGUGGGGGUGGAAGAAGGGGCCUUUAGGGAGGCACUGAGCCUCAAACUCCUCUUCCUCACCAAGAACCACUUAAGCAGUGUUCCCAUCGGCCUCCCAGAGGACCUUAAGGAGCUGCGAUUGGACGAGAAUAGAAUCGCCGUCAUCGCAGAGGAGGCCUUCCAGAAUGUGACCCGUCUGCAGCGCCUCCUGCUGGACGGGAACCUGCUGACGGACGAGGGCAUCGCACCAGGGACAUUCCAGGGGCUGGCCAGCCUCCGUGAGCUGGCGCUGGCCCGCAACUCCCUCACCUUCCCCCCUCCCCUUUUACCGAGUCAGUCGCUGGUCAAGCUGAGCCUGCAGGAGAACCAGAUCGACCAGAUCCCAGUGGCGGCUUUUGCCGACCUCAACAGGCUGGAGAGGUUGGACAUUUCCAGCAACCAACUUCAGACGCUGACGCAGGGUGUGUUUGACGGCCUGUCCAGCUUGAGGCAUCUCAUGGUGCGGAAUAACCCGUGGCGCUGCGACUGCGCGGUGAAAUGGGUGGUGGUGUGGCUCAAGUCGUUGCCUUCCGCCAUAAACGCCAGAGGGUUUGUGUGUCAGAGUCCGGACAGGGUGCGCGGCAUGGCGAUCCGAGAGCUCACGUUGGAUAUCAUCGACUGCUCGGUCGACGCCGAGCAACCGUCGUGGCCUACCAUUCGCUCCACGCCUCCUCCGCCGCCCACCACCACCCCUCUCACCACCAUGAUCUCCACUCUUUCAACCACAUCCAUUCCGGACUACUUAGACUCACCUUCCCCACCCUUACCCCCGAUCUAUAACAAUCCUCCCGGGCCCCUUCCUCCUUACGAGGACCCCCUUCAAAUCUCCUUCCAUGUGGUCAACUCCACCAGCAUCGACGUAAGCUGGGCUUCCUAUUUCACCGUCACAGCCUACAAAGUCACCUGGGUCAAAAGGGGCCAAAGCCAAAUAAAUGAAGGGAUGCAGGAGCGGACAGUGAGCGGCGUCCAACGGCACACCAGCAUCGCCGAUCUGGAACCCCGGUCCGUGUACCGGAUUUGUGUGCACGUUCUGGACACCCAUAACUCCUACAGACCUGGAGAGGAUACAAUAUGCUCUGAGGCCAGGACCAAGGCAGCCUCUCCGACUAAGUCUCCCGGUUCGGGGCAAGCGCCAAAGGAGAGCGUUAACUCCACGUUGUUAAUGGCCGGCAUCAUCGGCGGGGCGGUGCUGGUCAUCUUGGUCACGCUCCUCAGCCUGUUUUGCUGGCACAUGCACAGGAAGAGCCGGUCGGCUUCGGCAAAGUGGAAAUACAACCGCGGCCGCAGAAAAGACGACUACUGCGAGGCCGGGACCAAGAAGGAUAACUCCAUUCUCGAGAUGACUGAAACCAGCUUCCAGAUAGUGGCGCUGAACAACGAGCAGCUGCUCAAGGGCGAUUUCCGCAUCCAGCCCAUCUACACGCCCAACGGGGGGAUCGGAUUUAGAGACUGUCACCUCAGUAACAACAGCUUGGCCUACUGCAAGAGCAGCAACGUGCCCAGUACCGAGUUUUGCCACACGUGACGAUGCGGCACUCCCACAAACUGGAGAUGACAAAUACAAACAAUACACACGCUGUUUGUGUAGACUACAACAGAAACGCUUACAAAAUCAUAGUAAAAUAUUAACUGUACUAUAUAUAUAUAUAUAUAUAUAUAUAUAUAUACAUAUAUAUAUUUCCAAGUUCUGUCAAUGAUGUAAUUUAUACUGUGGAUAAUAAUGUGGGGAUCUCUGCUAUCUUUUUUAUUCAUAGGAAAAACGAGAUCCAAGUGUUUUGGCCUUUUUUUUUUCUUAAAAACAGCAGGGUUUCGAAAGUUGUUUUAAUGGUCAGUAUCGUACAUAAACACACGAUUUGUACAAUCACGGCACCUCCGGGGGUGUGUAGCUUCUGACAAACGCCGUCAGCCUCGGAACACUUUGCUAACCACAGAAGCAAAAAAAAAAUUUAAAAAAAAUAAAUAAAUUGGGGUUUAAUUUUUAGACAUUAUUACAUCACAAUACACAAAACAGCUGAUGACAGCACUUUGGAAAGAGCACGGCUGGUGGAAUGUUGGAUAAAACUGCACUAUUUAGAAAAAACAAAUAUCCAUGUUAGCAAUACUUGUAACGAUAUAAAAAAACGUGACCAAAAUGAUCACGGUCAUUAUUAUUAUCCCGUUGAAUGUCCUCAUAAAGUACACACACUAACAAUCUUUAUCUUUUAACCUUUUUUAAUUUGUAAAGUUUUUCCACGUAUUUUUAACAAUAAGAGGUAGAAUUCGGAUUCACAAUCGAUUCUCUGUUUAACAGAAUUCUUAUUUAUAAGUGGGGGUGCUGAAAAACCCCCAAAAUGAUGCGCAUUCACGAUCCAAUCCAAAUUGUGAUUAUUAUUUGUACCGAUUCUGAAUCGAUUCAGAAUUGUCGAAUACUAUCCAUUUUUGACAAUACGUUAAACAUCAGCAGCUUUUGUAUACUGUAACCUGUUUGGCAAAAUAUUUCAUUAUAAUUUAUACACCAAAUAAUAUAUUGUGAGAAUCGUGUUGAAUCGAGAAUCGAUUCUGGAUCGAAUAAUCACUUUAUGAAUCGUAACAGAAUGAGAUGUUGUAGAAAUCACGUCCCUAAUUAUGUGGUAUAAAAAAAAUAAAAUAGGGGUCCUAAUUUCUGGGUACCGAACGAUUCAAUCUGAUUCCGAAUCCUGGGGUGAUGAUUCGAUUCAGAAUCGAUAAUCGAAUCAACACGAUUUUCGAUUUAAACCGAUUUUUGCAAUGUAUUAUUAGGUUAGAAAAGUUCCUUCUGGUUGCAUGAAAAUGGUCUAAAACAUAUUUAAAAAAAUAAAUUAUUAAUAAAAAAAAUGUUUUAAAUGUUUUUAAAUAGAUUUUCAAAAUUAUUAAUCAAUUUAAAAUCGGGAUGAAUAAGAAUCGCGAUUUGGGUGUGAAGAGAUUUUUUAUUUUGUUCACCCCUAUAAAUUACAGUAAAUCUUUUGAAAAGCGCUUCUUGGCUGCUAAUGUGUGAAAUAUAAGCACAGAGGGCCAAAAAAAAUAUUUUUUUUUAAAAAUCCAUUUAAAAAAAAUUGGAAUCAGUUUAGAAUUGAUGUGAAUAAAAUCACAAUGUGAAUCGACUUUUUACAGCACCCCUAACGUCUGGUUUAUGCGACACCUCCGUGUCAUAUUCCUGCGAGUAUUCAAGUUUAUUGGGGUAUGUCAUUAAUUAACAGGGAAAGACGUUAGCAUGUUAGCAUUUUAGCUUGCUUCCCCAGUAAAUGAGUUGCAUCACCGGUCGGUGAGUUUACAAAGUGCGGGUAUCAAUCACGGUUUCACUAUCACUUUCAUUUAAAAUGGUAAUGCUGUCCGUCUAGAGUUUUACCACGGUUUGUCAUUAACGUCGUUAUGAGGAAUCAUGGAAGGGGAAUCCCAAAAGUGCCUUCGACUCUAAUAUCGUCCUUGCUCUGGUUGUCUACGGCCGAGCAAAGGCGAGAUUUAUUUAAGGGACAUGUUUUGGAAAAACCACAUCAGUCCAGUCAUAAAGUUAUAACAUUAUUUAAAAUCCAUUAUCAAACAGAAGAGCAAUCCAUGUGACCGUUGUUUUAACAAAAAGCAUGUGACCGAUACAGCUGCUGCGGCGAUUGACCGCGUUUGUCAGGAAGCGCUUCUGACAUUUUGUACGGAAAAUAAGUCGGUUUUUGUUGCCAUCAUAAGGAGCCCCUAAAGGGUUAUGGGGGAAUUUUUUAUUUUUAUUUUGUUAUUUUUUUUUUUUUU
Messenger RNA from Entelurus aequoreus (snake pipefish), 5064 nucleotides. RefSeq names its product leucine-rich repeat transmembrane protein FLRT2-like. The transcript is spliced from 2 exons. The record is from RefSeq and is a predicted model, not a curated record. NCBI's taxonomy places the organism in Eukaryota, Metazoa, Chordata, Actinopteri, Syngnathiformes, Syngnathidae. The coding region runs from base 872 to 2854 and encodes 660 amino acids. Gene Ontology annotation, molecular function: protein binding.